ACUUAUGCAUUUGGACUCAUAGCGAUGGGGAAGUUUAUUCUACGACUUCCGGCCGAGGUUCUGGAAGAGGAACUGCCGCGUCUACGAGCGACGCUGAUAUCGGCAUUGACAGAUGCAUCAGGCGCAUCUUCUCUCAUGGUUCGCGAAGCUGCGGCUGCUUCUAUCAUUGCCGCACAGCUAGUCCUCCGUGAUGAGGCGCAUCUUUUCGUCUUGCUCGACGGAUUGCCCGACGAUAAGAAGAAUCUCUUAACAUAUCUAUUUGACAAGCAUGGUUCACGGGGUUCUCCCCAGGCGGUUGGAGCGUCUGGCAUGGAGAAGCUGGCUCGAGAAAUGCGGCGGCUAGACAACCGUACCAACACGCCUCCACGGUCCCAGACAACUGUCGCCUAAUAAAUCGGUAUGUAUCGAGUCGUCGCUAGUCAUGUUCAUAUUGCUUUCCAUGCUCCUUUCCUGUAUUGUCUUCUAUACCCUUGUGAGCUUCAUGUUGUCACACGCAUUGCUACUCGUCCCUGCAUUUCUUAUUCGACUGUCAAUCAGAAGAGGUUCAUAUGAUAAUCACGAGGUGUACGCAAAUAUGAAUUAGGACACAAUCGUGUGUGAACA
Postia placenta MAD-698-R-SB12 is the source of this 603-nucleotide messenger RNA. RefSeq lists its product as hypothetical. Lineage: Eukaryota; Fungi; Basidiomycota; Agaricomycetes; Polyporales; Adustoporiaceae. The coding region runs from base 25 to 390 and encodes 121 amino acids. The transcript has 2 exons. The record is from RefSeq and is a predicted model, not a curated record.